Molecule: messenger RNA, 1484 nt
Organism: Kickxella alabastrina
Lineage: Eukaryota; Fungi; Kickxellomycota; Kickxellomycetes; Kickxellales; Kickxellaceae
Exons: 1
Coding region: 197-1237 (346 amino acids)
Source: RefSeq, a predicted model, not a curated record
CACCACCUCUCACCACCUCUCACCACCUCUCACCACCUCAGGCUUUCUACUAUAACCCACUGAACCACCUCUUUAUUUAUUGAAUUUCAUUUUUCAUCCUGUCAAGCUAGCGUUUUCCGUUUGUUUACUUUUACGCGAAUUCCCCAAACCUCCUUUUAUUUUUUGUUAUUGGGUUUUGUUUUUGAUUACCUUGAAAAUGAUAACCAAGCUUGCCUCUACAAUCGGCAAGACGUGCAUUCUGCUCAGCCUUGCCCCGACCCUCGUGGUCAUCUGCGGUGUUGGCUGGGCUCUUACACCCAAGGCUGAAGCCGAGGCCAAUGUUGCUGCCAACCCCGCUUUCAACCAGAACAAAACCACCAAUACUUCUAGCGCCUCACACACCAAUGAGACAAAGGCGAGGGUUGGGUUUAUCGAAAUGGAGCCUGCACAGGCACAUGUUGCAGCCGAGCAAGCACUAACCAAAGCCCAGGCCAAUAAUGCGCCCGUGCAUGCUGCUCAGCGCAGCGAGGGCGAGAGCGAGGGCAAGGGCGAGAGUGAGAGCGAGAGCCUGCGCCGCAAGUUGGCUGUUUUCGAGUCCAAGCUAGCUGAAAGAGACGCCAGCAUUGCCGACCUCAAGGUCAAGCUGGGGCGCGCAGAGAAAGAUAACGCCGCCCUGCAAAUUAAGCUGGCUAGCACUGAAAGCAUGCUGCGUGUCCAACGCCAGAACGUCAAGUCACUGGAUGCCGAUGUCCGCAAGGCCGAGCGCGAGCUAAAGGAGGCUCGCACAAGCGCUGAAGAGCAGCAGCAGCUUGUUGUCGAGCUGCGCAACAAGGUUGAGCUGAGCCGUACUGUGCAAGCCAAGGCGCUCCAGCACGGCAAGCCGGUGUUUUGCAGCGGCAGCCUACAUGUUCAACGUCAAAACGUCAGAACCAUGUAUGACGAGGUCUGCAAAGCUGAGAGCGAGCUGAAUGCGGCUUGUGCAGUUACCGAAGCGCAACAUGAGCUUAUUAUCAAGCUGUGCAACGAGGUCAAGGCCGUGCAAGCAAGAGCCAAGGCCCAGCAGCCAGCGGGAAAGCCGCCGCGCGCUGGAUACUUUGGGGCAAUCUGCACCCCGCUGGCCAAGGUGGCUGGUAUUUCUCACGCAAGCAAGCCUGACAUUGCUGGGCCGAGUGCUACUUUCCUGGCCUUAAAAGAAAUAGCCGACUCACUCGACGAGAUAUUCCACCGCGGUGGCCGUGCUCAGACCAACCAGAUCUAAGGUGAGCUGGAUGCUCGCUUCGAGGCACACACUUGGCCACCCACCCAUCCAUUCAUCCACCCAUCAAGCGGCGUCAUUGGCAGCGUGCUAAAAUAAUAGCCACAGUUAGCACACCGCAACCAACGUGGAUCUGGGCUGACGGGAUCAGCCCAAUGCCACCUUUAAUUUUACACCGUUUAUUUUUCCAUUUCAUUCUUUCAUUCUUUCACUCGUUUUUUGUUUAAUGUCAUCAUGCUUUACUUUUUUA